UUCCACCGGAUUGAGGAGCAGUGCCUAGAAGUUACCGCAGCUAAAAAUGGUAGGAACCUGUGAUCACAGUCAGCGGUAAAAUAGUCAUUUCAGGCUUUGAUUUGUCGUUCCAGUGUCGUCUUCGUCUCCUAUUCUACUUCUAGUCCGUUUUGCUGCAUUCAACUGGUGAAGAGGAUCUCAAGCGACGCUCUGGAGAUACAGAGCGCAGGAGAAUCGUAGAGCUAUCGGCGCAAUUGAGGGCAUUUUGUUCGUCGGUUUGGUGCCGCAUCAAGCUCCAUUAUGACAUCGUCAAUUCACGGUCUCUCAGAUAAUGGCGAGGCUGACGAAGAGCAAAAGCAUGCAGAGACCCCAUUGCAGCAUAUGUCUCCAGUCAAUGGGUUUCCUCAUACUGGGAUUGCAUCACCCACAAUGCAGUAUGCAGCACCUGCUCAAAUUGGAGUUGGAAAUGCACAAACAGCUUACCCCUAUCCGGAUCCAUACUAUAGAAGUAUAUUUGCUCCUUAUGACACAAGGCCUUAUGCCGCGCAACCUUACCCUGUGCAGCCUAUGUUGAUGGGGAUGCAGCAAGCUGGUGUUCCUUUGCCAUCAGAAGCAGUUGAUGAGCCUGUUUUUGUUAAUGCUAAGCAGUAUCAUGGCAUUUUACGGCGUCGGCAAUCUCGCUUAAAGGCAGAAUCCGAAAAGAAACAAUCCAAAUCUCGAAAGCCAUACUUGCAUGAAUCUCGACAUUUGCAUGCAGUUCGAAGAGCACGAGGUGUGGGAGGUCGAUUCGAAAAAAAGAUUGACAAACAGAAACAAGAAACACAGCCAAGUGAGGAAUCACAGAAUAGCAGUGGAUGCGAUGACCCUACAAGAGUGUCCCCUGAAGGUCUAGCAUAAUCUAAACCAGAUGUAAAAUUGUAUAAAGAUGAGUUGCUCAACAAAUGAAGCCAUAGUGCAGAAUCGACCGAUUAUGGAUUUCUAGUUACCCGGCCCGGGUUA
Andrographis paniculata is the source of this 978-nucleotide messenger RNA. Its product is annotated as nuclear transcription factor Y subunit A-7-like. Gene Ontology annotation, biological process: regulation of transcription by RNA polymerase II. The coding region runs from base 280 to 876 and encodes 198 amino acids. NCBI's taxonomy places the organism in Eukaryota, Viridiplantae, Streptophyta, Magnoliopsida, Lamiales, Acanthaceae. The transcript has 6 exons. The record is from RefSeq and is a predicted model, not a curated record. Gene Ontology annotation, molecular function: RNA polymerase II cis-regulatory region sequence-specific DNA binding; DNA-binding transcription factor activity, RNA polymerase II-specific.